UCGGAGAUGUCUCCCAAUUAUACUUGCAGUGAUGAAACUGCGCCGGUGGUGCAGACGACACAUGGAAAAGUGCGGGGAACACUACUGAAAGGGAUCUAUGAAGAUCUAUUCUACGCUUUUGAUGGCAUUCCCUAUGCUGCUCCUCCGCUCGGAAAUCUGCGCUUCAGGGAGCCGCUUGAUAUUAAACCGUGGGAAGGCACUCGAGAUUGCUCCAAGCCGCUUAGCAAGUGCAUCCAAGUGAGCUCCUAUACGAAGUUGGUUGAGGGCUCCGAGGAUUGCUUGUACUUAAAUGUGUCAACUAAAACGCUGCUCAGCGAAAAGCUAUUGCCGGUUAUGGUUUUUAUCCAUGGUGGGGUAUUUAAGGGCGGCGACUGCUCGAGACGAGCCUGGGGCCCGGAUUAUAUAAUGCGAGAGGAUGUAAUUCACGUGAGCAUCGGCCAUCGCCUGGGACCUUUAGGCUUCGCCAGCUUUGCGGAUCCCUCUCUAAAAAUUCCUGGCAACGCUGGCCUUAAAGAUAUAAUCAUGGCUCUCCAUUGGGUAAAGGCGAAUGCCUCCAACUUUAAUGGUGACCCCGAUAGAAUUACCAUCUUUGGGCAUAGUUCGGGCAGUGUGUUAUGUCAAAUGUUGCUGGCCAGUCCACAAACGGAAGGACUCUUCCACAAGGCCAUUCUUAUGGCGGGCUUUUCAAUGAAAGUGAACCGAUUGCCUCAAUUGGAAUACCGUCUGGCCAAGCACUUGGGAUACGAGGGACAGAAUGUUGAUAGCCAGGUUCUAGAGUUCCUCCAUAGGGCAGACCCUCAUCUGCUCGUUUCUGCGGACUUUCUCACUCCUGCGGAGAAGGGGUAUGAUCUUAUGGCGUUCAAGCCAAACAUAGAGAGCUAUGUGACUCCAAAUGCUGUUCUUUUGGCGGAGCCCAUUGAACUGCAAAGGAACUCUUGGAGCAAUCGAAUUCCCAUAAUUUUGGGGGCCAAUAAAGAUGAAGGAUUAGGUAGUGUGACAAAUUUUAAAACCGAUCCCAAGAUUUUGCAGAUGUUCCAGGAAUAUCCCGAGCGGGUGCUUCCCUAUGACCUCAAGCACCUCUGCGACUCCGCCCAGAGGCGUGAGCUGGGACUUAAGACGCUGGAGUAUUUCUGCAAGGCCCGUGGUGAAUACCUGAACUUGGAGCACUUUGAUCCCUUGGUAGAGAUCUACACGCACAAUACUUUCCAUUCCCUGGACCGACUCGUCAAAGCUAGAUUGGCUUUCGGCCAGGCACCGACGUAUGUCUACCGAUUUGCUUUCGAUUCGCCGGACUUCAACUUCUACCGGAUUCGAUACUUGGGAAAGGAGCAGCGUGGAGUUACGCAUGUGGAUGAACUAGGCUAUAUAUUUGUACUACCGGCCACCUUUAAAUUAGACAAGUCACGGCCGGAGUUCUCCACGAUUUGUAGAAUGGUAUCAAUGCUGGUGCACUUCGCAGCCACCUCGGAUCCCAACUCUCCCCUCACUAAGCCUCUUGUGGAUUGGAAGCCUGCAGGCUCUGGAACCCGAAUGGUUCUCAACAUCACCGAGGAACUUAAGUUUAUUCCCCUCUCCAUGCCUAAACUUCAGUUUCACGAUGACUUGUUUAAGCAGGCUGGAGUGGCACUUUUUUAGGUGGGUUCACCUUUAACCCUUAAACAAACCUAAUCGUGGGAGGGACAAGCCCCAACUCUUGAAGAACCUUGGGGUGUAAUAAAAGACACAAUUAAUUACACAGACACAAAUAAUUAACACCAUGUUUAAAAACAAUUUAGAUUUUUUUCAAACUAAUCUUCCAAGUUUUAUAACAGUCAAUAUUCGUAUUCUGGAAAUUUCUAGCACACCCUUAUGUAGCGUUUCUUCCAAUAAAUGACUAGAUAUUCACAAAUUA
Drosophila biarmipes is the source of this 1891-nucleotide messenger RNA. RefSeq names its product esterase B1. NCBI's taxonomy places the organism in Eukaryota, Metazoa, Arthropoda, Insecta, Diptera, Drosophilidae. The transcript is spliced from 4 exons. The record is from RefSeq and is a predicted model, not a curated record. The coding region runs from base 7 to 1635 and encodes 542 amino acids.